Messenger RNA from Ostreococcus lucimarinus CCE9901, 1476 nucleotides. RefSeq lists its product with no specific name. The transcript has a single exon. Gene Ontology annotation, cellular component: cytosol; mitochondrion. Gene Ontology annotation, biological process: negative regulation of cyclin-dependent protein serine/threonine kinase activity; tRNA modification. The record is from RefSeq and is a predicted model, not a curated record. Gene Ontology annotation, molecular function: tRNA-2-methylthio-N(6)-dimethylallyladenosine(37) synthase activity; 4 iron, 4 sulfur cluster binding. NCBI's taxonomy places the organism in Eukaryota, Viridiplantae, Chlorophyta, Mamiellophyceae, Mamiellales, Bathycoccaceae. The annotation marks the transcript as partial.
CGCGUGUACAUCGAGACGUACGGAUGCCAGAUGAACGUCUCGGACUCGGACGUCGUGCGGAGCGUUCUGCGAGCGCACGGCGUGGCGACGACGGAGGACCUGCGCGAGGCGACGGCGGCGCUGGUGAACACGUGCGCGGUGCGCGACAACGCGGAGUCGCGCGUGUGGACGCGAUUGCGGCAGUUGAAGGCGCUGAAGCGAGACGCGGGACAUGCGUUGACGACGGUCGGCGUCUUGGGGUGCAUGGCGGAGCGAUUGAAGGCGAAAUUACUGGAGACGGAGGAUUUGGCGGAUUUGGUGUGCGGGCCGGAUGCGUACAGGGACGUGCCGAGGCUGUUGGAAAAUUCGACUCGACGGUUGAGCGAUUUGAGCGAGGAACACCGGAUGAACGUGCUGUUGUCGUUGGAUGAGACGUACGCGGACGUGCGACCGGUGCGGAGAGACGUGGGGUCGCCGAUGGCGUACGUUUCGGUGAUGCGAGGAUGCGAUAACAUGUGCGCGUUUUGCGUGGUGCCGUUUACGCGAGGACGGGAGCGAAGUCGACCUUUCGAAUCCGUCGUCGACGAAGCGCGCGGGCUGAUCGCGGAGGGCGUGAAGGAAAUCACUUUGCUGGGUCAAAACGUGAACUCAUACGCGGACGCGCCGAUGAAGGCGACGACGUCGGCGGACGACGACCCGUUCGCGGCGUACGCGAAAGGAUUCAAAUCGGUGUACAAGCCAAAGCGCGAGGGCGCGCGCACGUUCGCGGACCUCAUCUCCGCCGUCGCGGGCUUGGACCAGGAGGUACGCGUGCGGUUCACGUCGCCGCAUCCGAAAGAUUUCCCAGACGAUUUAUUACGCGUCAUCGCUCAGACGCCAAACGUUUGCAAGCAAUUGCACAUGCCCGCGCAGAGCGGAUCGACCUCGACUUUGGAGCGCAUGCGACGCGGAUACACGCGAGAGGUGUACUUGGAUUUAAUCAAGCGCGCGCGCGAGAUGAUUCCGGGUGUCGCGCUCUCGAGCGAUUUCAUCAGCGGCUUUUGCGGUGAAACGGAGGACGAGCACGCGGAGACGCUCUCGCUGCUCGAAGACGUUCGCUAUGAGCAGGCGUUCAUGUUUCACUAUUCAUUGCGCGAGAAGACGCACGCGGCCAGAAAUUUGGAAGACGACGUUCCAGAACAUGUGAAAAAACGGAGGCUUGCGGAAGUUAUCGCGACGUUCCGUCGUCGCGCGCUCGAGGCGAACGCCGCGGAAGUCGGUCGGACGCACUUGGUGCUCGUCGAAGGCGCGAGCAAAAAGGAUCCCGAGGCGCAGAUGAGCGGGCGAUCGGACACCGGCAAGCGCGUCGUCAUACAAGGUAAGCGCGCGUUUAGUAAUUCUAGCGGAAAGGAGGUGGACAUUAAAGCGGGAGAUUACGUGGUGGCUAGAGUGGUCGAAGCCGGCGCGUCGACGCUUCUCGCGACGCCAUCGGAGAUCACGACGGCUCGCGCGUUUUAC